Carica papaya (papaya) is the source of this 1319-nucleotide messenger RNA. NCBI's taxonomy places the organism in Eukaryota, Viridiplantae, Streptophyta, Magnoliopsida, Brassicales, Caricaceae. The record is from RefSeq and is a predicted model, not a curated record.
GGCAGAUGAAAUCCAGGAGGAAAGAGGAUUACAAAGCCAAUGCGAGGGUUGUAGAGAUCUUUGCCAGCCACAGGAAUACCUGGCAAGCUGAGGAGAAGCGCCUCCUUCAGCAAAUUGAUACCAGCAAUCAGGAGAUGGUCUCUCUUAGAGCCAAGAUUGAGGAAUUGGAGAGGGAUAGGGAUCACUCUCAGAGAAGGAUUCAGGAACUGGAGAGAGAGGUUGUAGAGCGGGAAGAAAUGAUUAGCUUUAUGUCCAUGUCCAGGAGAGGUCCUGAUUCUGACUUCGAAGAUGACGAGGAGGAAUCAGGUAGGUAUGGGAACAGGGUUUAUUACCCAGGAGAUCAGUUCAAUUUGGCAACUAGCUUAGGCCAAAAUGGAAAUUUUGGAGUUAGUUCUGAUUUCUUGGCUUCAGCUUCUUCUAAGUUUUGGGCUGAGAGACCUAAUCUCUGGCAGGAUGUACAGUAUGAAUCCUUUGAAUCGCUGUAUCAUAUGAAGCAUUUCGUAGUGAGAAGGGAAUCCCCAUGGAAGGUAGAUGGAGAAUCAACAGGUGUUUCCUCUAAACUAAGAUCUCUCGAACAGGAACUACUGAAUCUGGAAAAUGUUGGCAAGGGUGAUCUAUUGAAGGUUCCAUCAUUAUUGAGGAAGCAGGCAAAGAGAUAUCAGUCUCUAGCUGGGAAGAUUGAUGAUCUCUGCAGAAGAAUGGUACUGUAUAUCUAGUACUUAUUUCAUUUUCUGCUAUUUGAGAUACUUUUCUUGUGUCUCCAUCAUUUAGAGGUUUCAGAAUAACUCUUUAGAGAAAAAAGUACAUUGACAAGGCAUAUGUCGUGCCAUCCAUGUGUAAAAAAGCGAGUAACAAGUUAGCUAGAAUAUCAACGAGUUCUCCAAGGUCGUUGAUGGAAGAGAGGACAACCCUUGAACAAAAAUAGAGGGUCUAGAGCCAAAGAUUCGUAAUCCUCCCGAGUGCCCAACAAAACCCACUGAAAGACCUACUAUUCCUUUUCUCCCAAAUAAUGUACAAAAUAGAUUGAGAAGUGAGGGAAAUGAACUUCUUUCAAUCCCUAUCCAACCUAAUAACAUGCUGUACCCAUAAUUCACUAGCCAAAGAGCUUCCAAUAGAUGUUUUCGACUUUGAGAACACCAGAGUAGUGCACCACAGCUUGUUGGGCAGCAAGAUAACAAGUGUUUAUGAGACUCAGUAACCUCCUUGUGUACGCAGCAUCCAUUAACCAGCACCUUCCCUCAAUUGAUGGCCUCCCAUUUAUCCCAAAAAGGUUAUAGAUACCAUCUAGACACAGCACUUUGUGCUCCUUGGAACUCAUC